This is a messenger RNA of Pocillopora damicornis (cauliflower coral), 2084 nucleotides long. RefSeq names its product protein sax-3. The record is from RefSeq and is a predicted model, not a curated record. NCBI's taxonomy places the organism in Eukaryota, Metazoa, Cnidaria, Anthozoa, Scleractinia, Pocilloporidae.
GGGGGCAAGAAGGAAGUCUUAAAUUACGUAGCGGUGUGUUAUAAAAGUGCCAUGUGUGAAGGGAAGUCACUUUAAAUUAGCGAGAACGCUCGCUCGCCAAUCCGCCAGCAUUCAGCAACCGUUCUGCUCCUGUACUCUUUGAGCACGUCAUCACAAAGCUGCAGGAAACAUCAGAACACAGAGUUUUUAACAUUUCAUGAUGAUGCGCGACUCCUGGUUUAGAAAAGUGGCAAAGUGCCUAUUACUUUUGACCCUUACGGGCGUUUUAUGGAGUCUUCCAUUUGUCAGGAGCGAAACGUGUAAUCCCAACUUAAAAAUCAGACCCGUUGUCGACAUCUCUGCAAGUCCAGAAAACAGCAGAUUACCCAUUGGUGCCUCCAUUACCCUGACUUGUACAGCGGAGCCCAGAACGAUAGAUGCAGGAUAUCUGGACAGAUGGGUCAAUUAUAUUGAGUGGUAUGAUCCACAGGAUAACAAAGUUGGAGCUAAGUGUCAACAGCCUUCAAACAUGCGUGAAUACAAACGUAAAUUAAGCUGCCCAUUAGUGCUUAAAAAUCUGACAGCUGAAAAAUUUGGCCGCUACACCUGCCAAUCUGGCAAUGGUUACAUAAAACACUGCACAAGGAAAUCAUUUGAAAUAGUGAUUCAAGGCCAUGGGCCAGAGUUACUAGGAGUUCCCCAGAACCAAAGCGCCGAUGUAGGGGCCAAUGUAACUUUCAGCUGCACUGCCACAGGUCUUCCUGCGCCAAGCAUCUCAUGGAUCAAAAACAAUGAUUCAUUUGCUUUACAAUCCAACCCAAGGGUGACAUUCAAUAACAAUCCACUGGACGGCAAAACCAUGCAAAGCCAGUUGUUUAUCACAGGGGUGAAGAAAGAAGAUUUUGGCGAAUAUCAAUGUGAGGCAAAAAACAGUGGUGGUCAAAAUUUGUCAUUGCCAGCUUUCUUAACCUCGAAAGGUCCAGGUGCCCAAAUACCUGAGAUUGUUGAGGGUCCAAAGAACCAAAGUGUCUCGAUCAGUUCCAAUGCUAUUUUCAACUGCACUGCUAAGGGUUUUCCGAGGCCAAGCAUCCAUUGGAUAAAGGACAAUACUUCAUAUCCUAUACAGUCCAACCCCAGAGCAAGUGUCAUUCAGGACGACAACAACAUUCGAAGCCAGCUCUUAAUAACAGGAGUACAGAAGGACGAUUAUGGAAAAUAUCAGUGCAUUGCCAAAAACAGCGCUGGUGGAAAAGAAUCAGGAGUGGUUUUCUUAAUUCAAAGGAACUUUGAAAUGCCGGAGAUAGUUGAAGAUCCAAAAAGCCAAACCUAUUCGAUUGGUUCCAACCAUUUUUUCAGUUGCACCGCCACUGGUCUUCCCAGGCCAAACAUAAUAUGGAUCAAGAACAAUGAUCCAAAUGUUACGAAAACCAAUCCAAGGUUGGAAAUCGUUUUAUUUUUAAAUGACACAAAAUUCCACAGCGUGCUGCUGAUAAAAGAGGCGACGGAGGAGGAUGCAGGCACAUAUCAAUGCUUUGCAAAGAACAGCGCAGGAGAGAAGAAGUCAAAUGUGGCUACUUUACAUAUAAAAGAAGCAAGAUUGCAAGAAACCUCAACCCUUCAGAUUUCGAUCCCGGUGACUGUAUCUUUUAUUGCGGCAACUGUGCUUAUCAAUGGUGUUUUGGGGCUUUGGUGGUACAUACGUUGUAAACGUGAUACAAAGCCGUUGGGACAAAGGAAAGUGGCAAAGGUCCACAUGAGCAAUGGCAAAUGCGCAACAGUCUUAAUUGCUCAGGAAGCUGAAGAAGCCCCGUCGCUUGAAGACAAGUUGGAGGAAGGGCUGCUGCAGUAUCCAAAGAACAACGGUUUGCAUGACAUGUGAUCCUUAUGAACCGGGUAAAGAGGUUUCUUUGGGCUUUUGACAUAAUCCCGGUUUUCUUUGCAGCCCACAUUAAAUAAUCGCAUAGAAUGCUAGAAGUAAACACUUGAAACGAACCCGGACAGGACUACCUACAAUGUUCUCUUUUGGUUAUUUUCUCCUUUUUAUUGUUAUUAUUAUGUUUUUUUUAGUUAGCAUCAGCUCCAAUAAAGUCAAAUUUGUGGCCGAA